Molecule: messenger RNA, 2109 nt
Organism: Tarenaya hassleriana
Lineage: Eukaryota; Viridiplantae; Streptophyta; Magnoliopsida; Brassicales; Cleomaceae
Product: GPI transamidase component PIG-T-like
Exons: 5
Coding region: 120-2060 (646 amino acids)
Biological process (GO): attachment of GPI anchor to protein
Cellular component (GO): GPI-anchor transamidase complex
Source: RefSeq, a predicted model, not a curated record
CGUCAUCGUGUAGGCGACUAAACGUCAGUCUCCACCGGAGUUUAUCGAUCGACUCGAAUGGCGGAUCUUCGGGUGCCCGACGCGGUAAUACACGAAAGUUAGCUUCAUAACUGAUCUAGAUGGCCAGAUUUUCACCUGGGUCGCUUCCGGUGCUUGUUUUGUUUUUUUCUCGGAUAUUUCUGGUCCCAAUCGCACUUGGGUCGGCAGAUGUUGAAGAAUUCAGCGAGGAAUUGCUGUUGAAGCCUUUGUCUGAUCGGAAAGUGUUAGCUCACUUCCAUUUCGAGAGCCAAGCUCCUCCAUCGAAUUCACAUGGCCGCCAUCACCAUCUCUUCCCGAAAGCUAUUUCUCAGCUGGUUCAGAAAUUUCGAGUCAAAGAGAUGGAGCUAUCUUUCACUCAGGGUCGUUGGAACUAUGAACGAUGGGGCGGAUUUGACCCGUUGUCAAGCAUGAAUACAAAGCCUGUCGGGGUCGAGCUGUGGGCUAUGUUUGAUGUUCCUCUGUCUGAGGUUGAUGCUUCCUGGAAGAACUUGACUCAUUCACUUUCAGGGCUUUUCUGUGCUUCGAUCAACUUUCUUGAAUCUUCCACUUCAUACGCAUCCCCGACAUGGGGGUUCAGACCAAACUCCGACAAGCUGAGGUAUGGUUCGCUGCCAUGUGAAGCUGUCUGUACCGAGAAUUUGACCCCUUGGUUGAAGUUGCUUCCUUGUAGAGACAAGGACGGAAUUUCUGCGUUAAUGGAUAGGCCAUCAAUCUACAGAGGGUUCUAUCAUUCUCAGAGAUUGCAUUUGUUCACGGUUGAUUCUGGACAAGAGGGAUUGGAUUCCGGCAUUGUGCUUGAGCAGACACUUACUGUUGUUCUUCGCCCUGAUAGUGGUUCUAGCAAAAAACAAAUACAGCCUAGCUGGACCCUGAGCUCUCUUUUCGGUAGGAAAAUUUUCGGAAGUUGCGUUCUUGCAAAGUCGAGUAACGUGUAUCUUCAGUUGGAGGGUCUUCCAGUUCAUGAACUGAAGAGUGUAGAUCAAGAACUAGAAACAAAUGGGCUCUGGAAGAAUGCAGGUUUCGAAUUGUCUAUUGAGCCAGACAGGGUUCUUCAAGAAACUAACAGCUUUCUAUUUGAGUUUGACAUUGGCGAAUACAAUGACAGUAAGCCAUUUGAUCUUGGCCUUACUUGGAAGCUUCCAUUGAAAUGGUCUUGUGGACAAGCUCCAUUACAUGCUAGUCGGUUCUUGAUGGGAAGCGGGAAUGAAAGGGGUGCAAUAGCAAUCUCAUUGAAAUUGACGGAAACAUAUGAGAAGUUUUCGGGUGGAGAUCUCGGUGAUGGUCCAUGCACACUGCAGGCUAACAUUUUCCAAGUUUUCCCAUGGUAUAUUAAGGUUUACUACCAUACUCUGCAAGUAUUCAUGGACCAACAGCAAAGAACAGUCAGCGAAGUCGUAAAGAAUAUCACUGUUUCACCUUCGACGGAUAAAACGUCGCCUGGAGUGAUGGAGAUGAUGCUGGAACUACCAUGUAGGAUGAAAUCUGCUGCAUUGUCGCUAGAAUUUGAUAAGGGUUUCCUCCACAUUGAUGAAUAUCCUCCUGAUGCUAACCAAGGAUUCGACAUUCCCUCUGCUUUGAUAAGCUUUCCGAACCAUCAUGCACGAUUAGUAUUCCAUGAAGAAACAAGCAACUCGCCUUUGCUAUCAAAAUUGAAGGAAAAAUCGCCAGUCCGAUCUUACACGGAAAUCUUGCUCGUGCCUUUGACAACCCCUGAUUUCAGCAUGCCUUACAACGUAAUCACGAUCACAUGCACGGUGUUUGCAUUGUAUUUUGGAUCACUGCUCAAUGUUCUUCGCAGACGCGUUGGUGAAGAAGAAAGGCUACUCAAAAGCAAAGCAGGCAACAAACAGGGUAAGCUUCUGCAGUUGUUGUCAAGAAUUUCAGCCAAGAUUCGAGGAAGACCAGUCGAAUCAUCAUCAUCUGAAGCUUCUUCAUCUGUAAUGUCUUCUAAUUUUCUCCUCAAAGUCAUGUUAGUCGCCGGAAUUGCUGCGACAUGGCAAUAUUUUUCCACUUACAUGUAGGUUUUGGAGAGGCACUGCCGCUCGUUGUACCAUACAAUACACACGUAAC